GCCCCGGGCUCGCGUCCUGCCGCAGUCUCUCCAUCCAUCGCUGGUCCGGGAGAGCGCGAGACGGGAACCCUCUGCCCCCGAGCACCGCGACUCUGCAGAAAGCUGCGUGGGAGGGCUUCCGGGUCUCGAACUUGCAAGAGAGAGAGAGAGAGAGAGAGAGAGAGAGAGAGAGAGAGAGAGAGAGAGAGAGGGAGAGAGGAUCGACCCAUCAUCUCAGCUGCUGCUCUCCCGGGCCUGGAGAGCGAACAGGGAUUGAGGACUCUUCCAAGAUUUACAAUGAUACAGUGAACCCAAAGGUCGAGACCAGAACCAUUGGCUCAUAUAGCUAGUUCUAACAUCAGCAGAUUCUGCCAGCACCCGUCAUGGCUAAGAGUGCAGAGGUCAAACUGGCUGUGUUUGGAAGAGCCGGCGUGGGCAAGUCAGCCAUCGUAGUGAGAUUCCUGACCAGACGGUUCAUCUGGGAAUAUGAUCCAACCCUUGAAUCAACCUACCGACAUCAAGCAACCAUCGAUGACGAAGCGGUUUCCAUGGAGAUCCUAGACACAGCGGGUCAGGAAGACGCCAUCCAGAGGGAAGGGCACAUGCGAUGGGGGGAAGGGUUUGUGCUGGUCUACGACAUCACUGACCGGGGGAGUUUUGAGGAGGUGCUGCCCCUGAAGACCAUCUUGGACGAGGUGAAAAAGCCCAAGAACGUCACUCUCAUCUUGGUGGGUAACAAAGCCGACUUGGACCACUCUAGACAAGUGAGCACCGAGGAAGGGGAGAGGCUGGCUUCUGAACUGGCCUGCGCUUUUUACGAGUGUUCGGCCUGCACAGGGGAGGGGAACAUCACCGAGAUCUUCCACGAGUUGUGUCGGGAAGUCCGCCGCCGGAGGGUGGUGCAGGGCAAGACCAGGCGACGCAGCUCCACCACCCAUGUCAAGCAGGCCAUCAACAAGAUGCUCACCAAAAUCAGUAGCUAGGCAGCCACCCGCCGGAGCCACUGGGCAAUUGGAGAUUCGCUUUGGCUUCUCCUCCUCUUCUCCUUCGCAGACGUCGUCUUCUUUAUGGCCCUUUCAAAACUGAAGUCAAAUGUUCUCCUCCUAAUUCUUGACUCUGGGAGAUUAUCCGGGUUUCUCAUCCUUCCCACAGGACGUUUUAGAGCAUCCUGUGCACUUUCGGCAGCUCACAGUGUCUCCUUCGCCUGCCUGUCCAGGAUCCACGUGGAGGUGGUGUGAAGAUUCUGUCAUGGCCAGGUUCCUGUUAAGCUACCUUAGGCAUCUCUACCUUGCUUAAAUAUGUCAGUCUUUCCAAUAGCAUUGUAAGUUUUGUUUUUUUUUUUUUGUCAAAGCCUACAAAUCCUCCCCAUAAAUGUCUUAAGAUUUUUUUUUUUUCUAUUUUUGGUAAGAACACAAGAAAGAUAGCCUAGGAUUUGAGCAAGAAAAAAAAAAAAAAACCUGCAGUCCCUGUUUGUAGUGAAAGUUUUUCAGAAUUAUCUUAAAUCAUGUAGUUUUUUAAAAAUUGUUUAUUUGUCUUUAAAUUGAAAUGGUCUCUCACUCAAACUUUUAAAUAUCACAGUUCAUUUCAGUUUGAGUUAGUACUUUCAAUGAUAUGUUUGCAAUUACAUUUUUCUUGGCUCAGGCAAGAGUUUAACUUUAUCAUAAUUGAAGCAUCGCGACCUGAAUUCAAGCCUGACUACGGCUUUGUUCCCCCAAGUCAGGGUGGUAGAAAGCAUCAGGGAUGUUUACUCCAAGGCCUGACUUUAUUGCCUGUUACUGGAGGACUUAGAAUGACUCAUUCAUAUGUCACUCCAUUUAUCACCUUAGCAGAGAGGUUAACAGUCCAAACAAUCAGAAAGUUGGGAAUCAAGCUUAAUUACAGCCGUGCUGGGAAGCCAAGACUCUCUGUGCCGUGCCUAGUAAGAUGGCCACCAGACUUCUUUCAACUUUUGGGUAAACUAAUUCACUUGGGAGAAUUCAGAGAAGAAUGGAUGAUUAAAAUUCAUGAUACCUGAAUAAAUGUGUAUAAAAUGGAUUCUUGCUUUGUGUAAGUAAAGUCUAUAGCUGAUAAAAUAUGAUUCUUUUUUCUGCCCCCAUAUAUCAAGAUUUGGGCACUUUAUUCUUUUACAUAUGUAUCUAUUUAUAUGUAUACACACACACACACACACAUAUAUACAUAUAUGUAUAUGUGUAAAUUUGUAAGUGUUUGGAGGCUUUAAUUCACCAAUGUAUUUAGACACUUUGGUGUAACUGACUUUAUUUUUAUUUUAUGUGACUACAAUAAAAGGCAUAAUUUUCAA
Messenger RNA from Jaculus jaculus (lesser Egyptian jerboa), 2278 nucleotides. It is a transcript of the gene Rerg, whose product is annotated as RAS like estrogen regulated growth inhibitor. Lineage: Eukaryota; Metazoa; Chordata; Mammalia; Rodentia; Dipodidae. The coding region runs from base 363 to 962 and encodes 199 amino acids. The record is from RefSeq and is a predicted model, not a curated record. Gene Ontology annotation, molecular function: GTPase activity; GTP binding. The transcript has 5 exons.